Messenger RNA from Cladocopium goreaui, 1704 nucleotides. Lineage: Eukaryota; Dinophyceae; Suessiales; Symbiodiniaceae. The record is from the annotation of a GenBank genome assembly.
AUGGAAACUAUCGCAUUCCAUCAGUGCACAUACGGUGCAGACCAUCCAAAGCCCACAAGGCUGCUGAGCGACGCUCAUGGGUUGCUGCAGUUGGGCUAUCCAGGAUGGCCAGUCCUCAACAAAGAGCUUUACUAUUUGGGUCCGUUGCCACGGGCUUGUGGCCAUGAACACCCACCUCUCAUUGGCACAAAUACAAACGGUGGUUUUGAAACGGGCCCAACAGCCGCAUACCCCAUAGAGAUGAACCAGAUGCUGGCGAACCUUGUGUUUCUCCAUUGGUUCAAUCAGGCUCUGACGCCUGCGGAGGGGGUCACCAACAACAUGGACGCAGAGCCUGCAGGGGAAAGAAGGGCGGAGGACCCAGCCUUGGACUUGGUGCCAAAACUGGCGGAAACCCAAGAGGCAAAGCAGGCCGAAAAAAGGCAAGGAGCGGCAUACGCCAUGAGGAACCUGGAGGGAAAGGUCUAUCAUGAUGGAGCAGGACUUUGCUCGGAAGGUAACAAGAGGCCGGCCUUCAGAAAGGUUUCACCGAUGGUCUCGCUCGGUGAGCAGUUCCUCCAGCUUACAUCAGAGGAAGAGAUGAGGAGGGACCUAUACAGGUUGGCGCUGGGGAAAUGUAAUGGCCCUCCGUUCCGGAAGGAGGUGGUCGAGAGAGCAAGGCAGGCCUGGCUGGAGUGCCUAGCAGAGAAAUCCGGCCUGGCAGUAGAGGAGCUGAGCGCCGUGGAGCCGAGGCAGCCAUUCUUGUUGGCAGCCAUUGGAAAGCACUUGAAAGUCAUCGAGGACCCAGAUGCCGAAGCCUUUUUGCCAGACCCAGGCACCUUCAGAACUGGAGUGCCGCUCGGGGUGCAGGGGAUGCCUCGGGUGCCGGCGGUAUUUGAAGCCAAAGAAAAGUGGAGAAAGUAUGAGGAGGUACCUUGGCCGUCUGGCAAGGAAAACUACCUGUCAGCUGCCGAGAAUGCGGUGGCGGUUCAGGGGCAAUUCCGGAAGGAGGAAGCCUUGGGGGCCAUGGUGGAGGUUGAUGAAGAGGAGGCCAGGGAGCAGUAUGGAGACGGCCUCCGCAUUGCGGCCCUGGCUGCCUUGGAGAAGGCUGACAAUACCUUCCGCGUGGUCCACGAUGCUGCGCACAACGUGGGGGUCAACUCCCAGAAAAAGGUGGAGGACCAACUCAGGUAUCCGGGCCCUAUGGAGAUCAAGAUGGCACUGCAAGCAUUGCACCCGGCCACCUUUGUGUUGACAGCUGACGUUGCCCGGGCUCAUCGGCUGGUCCUGGUGCGUAGGCAGGACUGGGGGUACCAGGCGUGCCGAACUGGAGUCGACGAUUCGGGUGCGGAUGCAUUGACCAACGGGGACUUUAGUAGCUUCGACCCCAAGAGACGAGUCGAGGUCAAGCCCGAGGACCUUUUGGAGGAACAAUUCAAAGAGUUGUUGGAGCAAGGAAGCGGGCUCUACGACGAAGUCAAGGAACUCCGCAGGAAGAGGAAGGAAGGCAUGAUCAAGUCAUUGCCAUCCGCAAAGAAGUCCAAAGGGGCUGACUUGAUUGGACCGUGGUGGGUGUCACGCGGGGUGGACAUGUCCAUCGAAGUGGGACAGCCAACGACGGAGCUCCGCCUUGGAAUGCGCUUCGGUCUCACGUACUGGGACAGCGAAGAAGUUGCCGGAGACACCUCCCUCGACCAGAACUCGAGCACCCGUCCAAUUAAGUGA